Molecule: messenger RNA, 853 nt
Organism: Cuscuta campestris
Lineage: Eukaryota; Viridiplantae; Streptophyta; Magnoliopsida; Solanales; Convolvulaceae
Source: the annotation of a GenBank genome assembly
AGCUCCCCGGCCGACUGGGUCCGUCUUCUUUUCCUUUCUUUCCAUGGGCUUCCCUUCCAUUAUUUUCAAGAACAGAGAGCUGCUGCUGCAAUGGCGGCGGCCUGCCUGCGCUCAGGCGACAAAGACGCUUUCUUUCCGGGGACCCGCCGAGUUCGGUCCCUCCUCCGGCGAGUCGCGUUGCUUCACGGCAUCGUCGGAGGAGGAGGGGGAGGGCGGUGAUCGGUCGUCGUCGGAGGAGACGAUCAUACGGGAAGUGGUGAGGAGGUCGUCGGACCGGCUGUUCUUCGAGGAGCCCGGAGAAUGCGCCACCAGUUCCUUAUUCGUCCAGCCAUAUGUGGAAGAGGCAAAGGAGAAAAUGAGUGAAGGACAAGUGGGAGAAGAAGAGAGGAGCCCAUUCAAGGAGGGUGUGGUUGUGGCAAUGGAAACAAAGGACCCAUAUAGGGACUUCAAGAGGUCAAUGCAAGAAAUGGUGGAGUGCUAUAUAAUUGAUGAUGAUGAUGAAGAGGGGAUGAAGUUGAAGAAAUGGGAGUGGCUUCAAGAGCUUCUUGGUGGUGGUCACAUGGAGAUUGAGGAGGAACAAGGAUAUUGAACAUGCAUAUAUGCAUGUACUUUAAGAAAUAGUUUGCUACAUAUGAUUUUCUUGUUGUGUUUUUGUUGUGAUUUGUGUAUAUUUCUGUGUAUAAAUUAAUGAAAGAAAGAGGAUGGUAAGCUAGCACUAAGAAACGUUUGUAAAUUACAAUUUUGCCUCUCGUUGUAAUAUAUACGACUUUAGUUUAAAUAUUGUGUCACUCUCUCAUAAAACACGGCGAGGAAUUGAUGUGGAAAAUUUCCCCAAGAAAUUUGAGACCCAAGG